Musa acuminata AAA Group (dessert banana) is the source of this 396-nucleotide messenger RNA. RefSeq names its product Bowman-Birk type proteinase inhibitor 2-like. Gene Ontology annotation, cellular component: extracellular region. The coding region runs from base 1 to 396 and encodes 131 amino acids. The transcript has 2 exons. The record is from RefSeq and is a predicted model, not a curated record. Gene Ontology annotation, molecular function: serine-type endopeptidase inhibitor activity. NCBI's taxonomy places the organism in Eukaryota, Viridiplantae, Streptophyta, Magnoliopsida, Zingiberales, Musaceae.
AUGCCUGGCCAAAUCCCUCAUCUCCGAUCCUCCAUUACUAGCUUACAGCUGAGUGCGAAGUGGUCGGUGUCGGAGAUGAGGAGCAGUGGCCUUGUGGUGACCUUCCUGGCCUUGGUGUUUCUUGUCAGCCUCUCCACUGCCCGUGUAGACCCUCACCUCCUCCUCCUCCUCCCCAGCCAAGGAAACGGAGAGGGAUUAGCGGGAGAGAAGCCAUGGGCGUGCUGCGACAUGUGCCUCUGUACGAGGUCGUUCCCGCCGCAGUGCCGGUGCACCGACGAGUUGAUCGGAGGCUGCCACCCCAACUGCAAGAACUGCCACUGCACCAGGUCGUUCCCGCCCAAAUGCUACUGCCGCGACAUCAUCUACGAGGACUGCGGCGACCGCUGCCACCCGUAG